GUCAAAAAUUUUACUGGAGUGCGAGUAAUAUAAAAACUACUCGAGUUACUCGAGUGAAAAGCAACUCGCAUCGCAUCACUAUUGGAGGUUGAUUUAAAUGAUUUAAUUGAGCAAAUCUAUGUUGUUUUGUUCGUUUGAUUUCAUUCGCGCCGGCGCGCGACCAGUUUCUGAUGUCUGGUGUAUGUUCGCUUGUAUUGAUUUGUGUUUUCCUAAUAUUUUUUUCAAAUCAACCGGUAAUUGCGUCGGUGAAUUUUUGACACUGCAUACUCCGAAGUAUCAAUAUUUUCUAAUUGAAUUAGGACAACUUAAAAUAACAUAACGAAUUAACAACUAUUUGCACUGAAUUAUCUGAUCUCUUGGUGUUCUGCAUUUGGAAGGUCUACAUGUGAGUUUAAUUUUUUCUUACUACUAAAAAAUAUCACAUCCAAAUGGAGGAGGAAGCUCAACAUUAUCUAAAUUUGGCUAGGCAAUUAACAGAGACAAGCAGCCACGGUAAAGCUUUUGAUUUCUACAAUGUAGCUCUGAAUAAAAAUCCAAAUCUCAAAGAUGAAAUAGAAGUAGAAUUUCGUAAUGCCCUUAUGAGAUUCAACGAAGUUCUUGCUCGGGCUGGUAGAAUGGAAGAUAUAUUUGCUAACUUUGGUAAGGCUAUUGAUGUAUAUCCAAGCAACUCCAACUUGUUGAAUGACAUAGGUGGAUAUCUGUACAAAUUUGGUUUUUACACAGAAGCUUGGGCUCAUUUCCAGAAGGCUUUAAAAAUAGAUCCUAGAUCAGUACAUGCAGAAAAAAACUUAAAUUCUAUUAAAAAUCUUCUUCUAGAACGAUGGCACUUCAGAAUGUUAAAUGAUGUGAUACGCAAUGAAGCUUAUUAUAAUGCCCUUAUUGAAAGUGUUAUCCCCUUUAAAGAUAGUGUUCUUGAUAUAGGCACAGGUACAGGAAUAUUAGCAAUGUUUGCUACUGAUUGCUCAGCAACUGCAGUGACUGGUAUUGAGGCAUCUGAACAUAUGGCUUGGAUGGCUGAGUGUGUCACGCAAGGAAAUAACAAGCAUGAUAUUGUUAUUGUUAAUAAAAUGUCUACUACUAUGAACUAUAGGGACAUAGGUGGAAAAAGAUCACUUAUUGUAAGUGAAUUGUUUGAUGCUGGAUUACUUGGUGAACAUAUUUUACAAACAUUAGCCCAUGCAUGGGAAUAUUUUACAAUCCCUAAUUCUCAGGUUAUACCUAACAAGGCUGAGUUUUUUAUUAUUCCUGCCAAAUCUGAAUAUCUUGAUAAAAAGUAUCGCUUAACUCCAGAUGUGAGAAAAUGGCUACAAAUAACUCAUGAUGUUCAUUUGCUAACAGAAGAUGAAUCUUAUGAUUGUGAAGAUGUUAGUUUACUGAAAGACUUAAAAUACAUGUCAGAACCCCAGUCUCUUUUCAAAGUAGAUUUCAAUGAUUAUCGUGAUAUUCAAGAAAUGUUGAGCCGGUCUGAACCAUACACUGUUGAAUUGACAGUAAAAGAAGAUGGUGUAAUCAACUUUUUUAUUGGGUGGUUCAAUUUGUACUUGACAAAACAUAUAACUCUUACUACAAAUCCAAAAUCUGAAGUUAGGGCCAAUGCUUGGCAGCAAGCUGUAUUUUAUGAUAAAAUACCAGUAACUGUGAAGAAAAAUCAAGUUAUUGAUGCAGAAUUUUUGAUCAAUGGGGGUAAAUUGACUAUGGUUAAUGAUUGUACAACACCCAUUUUAAGAAUCUCACAAGAAACAAUGAGAUUUUUAAAUGACAUGGAAAAUGUGAAAAUGAUAUCAGGUUGCAUAGGAAUGGCAAGUGUUUAUUUGGGACAAAUGACAGAUAUGUCCCAUAUCAAUAUUGUUGACUUGUCUCCAUUUCCUGUAUUUGGGUUGUUAAUGUUGAAGCGUGGUGUACAAUCACUGUUCUGUUAUGCAAGAAUGGACUGUGAUAAAAAGUUUUUUAAGAAAGUAUUUAAAGCUCACAAUCUACCUUUACAUAAAAUUCACAUUUUAGUUGGAGAAACUUGGGGAUCUGAAGUAUUCAGCCAUGAAAGAUUUCAUGCAGUGUAUUAUAAUAUAUUGGAUAUGUGUGGCGAUAUAGAUUUGCGCCUCAAAGAUAUACUCAAUGAUAUAAACAACAACCAUGUUUUUAGAGGGAGCUUGAUUAUGCCAGCCAAAAUAAACCUAAUUGUUCAAGUGGUUAACAGUGAAUGGUUAAAUAUUAAUAAUAGAGUUUAUGAUAAAAAUGUCAAAAACUAUAGAGUGGCAGAGUAUAUCAAUAAAUAUGAAGUAACACAAAAUUUUAGCAUGGAUUUUUCUCUUCUGGAAUAUUCUGCAGUUACUGAUAAAUUCUGUAUGGGUUCAAUUAGAACUGAUACGAAGUUACAAGUUGUGACUUUGCCUGUAAUGAAGGAUGGUCCUGCAAAUGCUAUUAUAAGCUGGUACAGCAUAGAAGUUAUGGAUGGCAUAGAAAGAAUAUCAACUAAUAGGCCUGGGUGUUUUAUGGAUGGAACACUGUAUUUGAUUCAUCCAAAGUCUCCGAUUGUUGCGGGCAGUUCGCUCCGUAUUUUACGAUGCACAGACCCCGACGGAUCUUUUAAACUUAUGCUGGAAAAUGAAACUCCUAAUUAAGUAACUACUGUUUAUAAUGUAAUAUUAUGGUUAUGUGAAAUGAAUGAAAGAGUCAGAAUGUGCAAUACUCUUAUUUAAUGAGUGAUGUGCGUGAAAACCUGAGAAACAAAUAUACAAUGCAAUACUCGACCCAUUUCUUUAAAUCAAUGCUAUAUUAAUUAAAUUUCGAAUGUCGAACUAUUAAGCCAAGUGUGUUAUCGAUAUUGUAAACCUGCGCUGCGUUUAGCGGGAGCACGGAGCGGGCGUCCGCUCCACGUGCAGUUUCAUGUCUUAACAUAGAGCAGUGCUGCGUGAGGCGGGUCCCGCCCCGCGGCCGAAGGGGUACGCUUAAUUAGCUGACUUCUGUGCUCUUGUCAGCGUCGUUUUUUGGCUAGGUAGUUAUUAUCAAUAAAAAUAAUCCAUUAUCGACUGUUUAAAAUUAAAAUUGUACAGACGGCGCUACGAGAGGCGCGUCCGUCGCAUCACCCGCGGAACGGAUCUCCCCGAUGGACGUCUGCUUCAUGCUCUCGCUUAACGCAGCUGAGGCUCUUAAUGUUUUCUUAAAAAAAUACCUAUGGUCACAUAUACUAUAAUUUCGUUGUUAUUCUAUAUAAUCUACUGUAACUGGGGAGGCAAUGCCCAACCUAGAAUUCGAGAGUCAUAUAGUUUAAAAAUUUAUUUUUGAAUGAAUGUAAGUUCAGCUACCCUAUAGAAAAUAUCUGUAGCUCCACCAAUGUCUACAUUUAAAGGAUUCAUCUGAUCCUUCAUUUAAAUAAACUUUAUGUGAGGCGGCUUAAAACUUUAAUAGCUCUUGCCCCUGAUUUUAAUUUGUUGUUCAUUAAUAUUCUAGGAUGUCAGCUCAUUUUUACUAAAGUAAUUAAAUAGUUCUUUACCAAAUUAUCUAUACUAUAAAACAGGGUUUCAAUCAGUCUAUUUAUAAUAUAAAGAUGAUAAAUAUAAUUUACCUAAUUUAAGGCAAAUUAUUCAUUACAGAUAUUGAAUUGGGCUUAUAAAAUCUUUACUUUUUGUGUAAUGUUUUUUAUAUCUAUAUACUCGUAUAUGUACAUCAUAAUUUAUUGAAAUUUGAAAUGACCAUGAUGACCGUCAUGACCAUGUUGCCUGUUUUAUGCCUACCUUAUAAGGUAUUAUUACACAGGUCUUAAAUACUUCAAGGCUUUGAACUUUAAUGAAAAAAUAUUAACAAGCAGCCAUGUUUGAGUGUAAAUAAACAUGGCCGGUGCACGUUUUGUCCCAAACGCUUCUUAAUCUAUCCUAAUGGUCACUGUUGCUUCAACUGAUGCACGUUGUGCACUCUAUUACUGCUGCCACAAUUCCAACGCAUAAUAGUAAUGAAUGUACAGGUCAACGUAGUGUUUACUUUUAUCUUGCUGCAACUAUACUCGCUCACCGACAAGAAUAUAAAAGCCAGACAAGUUUUGGCAACUAAGAUGUUAAGGCUAGCCUAAAAGUUUUCUAAGAGUUAUUUGAAGAAGUGAUCUUGCUAUGAGAUGGUUUGCGUACCAGCAGCGUAGUGUGGGUGUCGGCCGCCCGGGGCGAAGGACAAUUUUGCCGCCCUCUUAUUUAAAUGGUUGAAAUAUUUUUAUUAUUGUAAAAUUUUGUCGCCCCCUAAGAAGUGCCACCCGGGGCGGGCCGCCCCUGCCGCCCCCACUACGCUACGCCACUGUUGCGUACCCCGGGCUAGCUUGCGCUUGCGGGAUAUAAAGAACUAGCUAUGCCCGCGACUUCUUUCGCGUAUACGUCGGAAAAUAACAAAAUGACGUACUGAGGUGACAUGAUUUUUCUGCAGAAGUGAAGCGCUCUUGAUUUUUUUUAAGGUAAUACAGUCUGCUUUGUAAACGAUAUUUAAUGAGAGCCGCCACACAGCCACAUGCGUCGGGCCAUGGGGGACACGGGGUACCGGUAAGAUGAAGGUUAACGAAACAGUGCCAUAUGCAAAUGAUGUUCCACAAUCCGUCUUACGGCUCUAAACUGUAUUGUCUAAUUAAAAAAUACUUUAAAUAAUAUAUCGUUCUGGCGCCUGGCCGGCCGUAACACUAACCUAACUUCGUCUGUUUACCCAGGAACUCUCACCCUCAGGUGCCCCCAAUCCCUGCGUUACCAUACCCUUAAGUGUCCUCGACCCUUGAUAUACUCCAUUCUCCAGGUGCUCACCCCGAAGUGAUCCCGUCCCGACAUCCGUGAUCCUCUACCCCUCGGUGUUCCGGACUCUCGAGAACUAAAAUAAGUUAUUGCUAAUUAUAGCAUCGAUCCCAGUAAUCGGCUGCGUUCGCUCCUGCGCUGCUUUUGUGCGAUAAAUACGAGACCAUGCGCUAAGGGCUGGCUUUCGUGCGUGCUGCAUGCUAAUGCUCAUGAGGGAAUUUAAUGUGACUCCAUGUGAAGUUGAAUUUAUUUAUUUCUAAAUUCCACUGCAAGUUCUAAGCCUUGGUAAAGUAUAAUGAAACUACAUUUAAUGAAAAAAACGUUUAAUAUUUUUACUUUUUUGUGGGCCGGAAAUUGCUAAAUUAAAAAAAAUGUUAUGUUGUUUUAGUGAAGAAACAUUGGCAUUUUACAGAUCACAGCUAUUAAUUAUCAAAUUAAAAAUGAUUUUAGCAAAUAGCAUAAAAAUAGCACGUAGCAUGCUAUGUAAAUGUUUAAUACUUGUUUUCACCCUUCUACCGCCAGCCCCUUUUUUAUGGCGUUACGAAGUUCGCUGGGUCAGCUAGUAUUAGUAUAAUAAUACACAGACGCAUCACUGUGGAGGUAAACUAGACGCCUUUGUCGGAUAUUAUUCUCCGGGGAGACCACAAUGCAGGAAGUAUUCUUCUAACAGACCGAGUGCACAGGCUUCUUCUGUCUGUGCAUCUCGUAACAGAGAGUGCCGCUAUAUCACCCGCACUCCCGACAUGCAUUAGGGACCCCGGUUAUCGGUUUUAUGCGGAGGUAUUACAUAAUUUGAUCCCUCCUUCCCCUUUCCACCACCGGACGAACAGGCGCGGCGAGGGAUUUCAUCCUUAUGUUGUCGACGUUCCUCCCAUUCGCAAGAUGCGACUUGCUUCGGCUUUCAUUAUACGAACGGUUAGGGAGUUCUGUUUUCCCGGACCAAUAUAAUCUGGACAUCUUCAAGGCCAGAGUGAACAGGCAUCUUCUAUGCAGACGUAUUCCAUUCUAAGGCCUCAUCAUGGCUUUCCAUCAGGCGAAAUUGUGGUCAAACGCCUUGCCUAUUAUGCAUUAAAAAAAAACUCAAAAUGCGUGUUGGGUGAAUGGUGCAGGAGUAUUGUCUGGUUUUUACUGGGUAAGUUCAGUUCAGUCGUGUUUUUCAAUAAAUAAUUUAUUGUAAACCAAGUAGAUUCCCUUAGUAUUGAACAAACACAUAUAAAUAUAAAAGGAAACAAGAAUUAUCUGAAAUUAAAUCUUAGAGUUAACGAACGGAACUGAAAAGAUGUUUACUAGUUGGAAUUUGAAAGAUUUUUUUUUCCGAAGUCUCUAUUGUGGGGGCCCCCCGUUUGUGGAGGCCUCGGGGCUUUCGCCCCGGUUGCUCUCCCCUAAAUCCGGCAGUGGCUAGGCGAAGCGGACAGGGGUCCACAGAUACCUUCUUGUUGCUCCUCCCACACAGUUCUAAUUAGGCUGAUAUGAAUUAUUUCUUCAGCAUUGAGAGCAAAUUUUGUAAAAAGAAAAGCAUUUAGUUUUGAUUUUCCUGUCUGCAUAUCUGCAUUAAGAGGUUCGGUAAUACGCGCUGAGUGGGAUUGCUGUCUCCCUGAAGAGCAAGGUUCGUGAAAUCGUUCCCUCUUCGUCAUUUGAUGUUUUCACAUCAUAUAUUUUAUAGUUUUAUUUUAAUUUACUUUAAGGGUCCAAAAUUUGAGAUUCGGUCACCUUUAGUUUACCAAUAAUAUUAAAGUUCAUUGCCUUCUUUAAGUUUAAGUAAAUUCAACUAGUUACCCUAUUAAAAAUAAUUGAAAUGUUUUGUUAUCCAUCAUGUGAGGGCUGCCGUUAAUGAUCUCCAAAGAGGAAUAUAAUCUUAUGGCUCAAUAACACUUGGUCGUUAGCCUGAUUACGAUUACCAAUGGAAUUCGGGAAAACGACCAAGUGAAAAUGAACGGAGUCGAGUACGCCCGUAUUCGGGUAGUUUUCGUUUGUUUACCCGACGCCGUCUUCCAACCCGUAUUCCAGUGUAAAUAUUGCUUCGGGUGCCCGAAUUUCAGUAAUGCCUUUCGUGCACGAAUACAUAUUAGUCUGUACUCAUACCUACGUAAAUUAACUAUUUGGUAUGAAUAGAUUUACUUAAUAUUUUCAUAAAAAUAUUUAUAUAAAAAAGAAUAAGUAUGGUUUGUUCGUUGACUAUAUUAAACCUUCGUAAUUAACCUGUUAUUUAAGUAGGUAGGUAAUUAAUAAAUAUAAUAAGUGAGUUAUUUUAAUUAUUAAUUACCUACUUAAAUUAAAGUUUAAAUUAUUUGAUGUCCUAUUUAUGAACCAGUUCAAUUAAAUUUAAUGAUGACAAAAGGUUGCAAGGACAUUCUAAUUACCUGGUUCUGGACUGGCCAAAUGAAAAAAGUAUUAUACUGUGAAAAUCCUUUUCAACACAUUUGCUCGAAAAAUGCAUUUAAGAAGGUUGCAGUACACAUAUACAAAAUUACGGGCCAUACAGCAAAGCGUGCGGUAAAAUUCAUUACGCUCUCUCCCAUACAUGGCACCGUGCGCAUUCUUUACGGUUUAUUUUUUAAUUUCAUUAGAACCUCCUCGGAAUCGCUGUUAGUUCAUACCUAUGUCUCACUUUCAUACUAAAAAUAAAAAAAGACGAAAAAUGUAGUUCUAAUUAUCACCACACGCACGUGGCGUCAUUUCCUUAUUAGAAAAAAUUUGCUUCAUUACUUAAAUUACGUAUAAUGUUUUCUCGCAAAUGUGUUGAAAGACGUUGUAUGACAAUCGAGCGGAUUGGUAUUACAAUCUCGUAACUAUAGUAAAUAAGCCCUCGACUUCGUCUCUGGAUUUUAAUCUAAGUAAUAUGUACAUUCGUCUACUCGUUUGUAAUAUCCAACUUUGUAUCCUUAAUAACUAUUAACUUGUGUAAGUUUCUUGAUUGUGUAAUGAACGAUAGUGGCGUAAAAUUCAUUGCAUAUUUGUAAAUUGUAUUCUUAUAAUUUUAUAGAAAUCAGUCUAAUCACUUAUACCUGUGUACUUUGUGCUUGGGUUUUAUUGUUACCAAUAUUUUGACUGGCAUUGCAAAACUUGAUAUUGGUUGGAUUCUAGUUAGAAUUUGUCAUUUCAUUGGUAAUGCUGUCUCUGUCUUCUUUUUAGCAAACACAGGUGACAGCAUCAUUUUAGACCGAAUUUAACUUUAGUUUACAUUUUGUAAUACACAUUUUCUGCCUGCAAAUGUUUAGGGAUCAAGGUAGUUAUUUGCAAGCGAAAAAAUAUCCAAUUAGUAAUUUCCACAUUGGUUCUUUCUAUUAAUUUCUUAUUUUAAACAAUGUUCAUCCACAUUUUGUAAAAGUAUAUUAUUGCAGUUUUUGUAAAUUUUGGUUAAUUAACCCAAGUAAACGGUGGCGUCAAUUGCGUAUUUGCAUUAUAAGCAAGAAACUUAGACAGGUGUUCGAAAUGUCUCUCUAUAAUUAAUAGGACUAUCGCUGUCUUAUCGAAAAAAUAUGGCAACUGCCUACUACUACAUAUUUUAGCUAGGUACUAAAUGCUCUUAAGUUUAUUAAAAUUUGAUCUAUUUAUUGAAGUGGUAGUGAAAUUCAAUGUGAUAUUUUUGAAUGUUGAAAUUGUAAAUCUUAUAAUGAAUUAAAUGAUUAUGCUGUAAAUAGUUUUUAAUUUGGUGUGUCCUACGCCUUUUUUUUGUCUUUGAAAUUCCUUACGCAACCUUCAACCACCGGGGGAGCUGUUUAUUUCAGCCAGUUCUUGGGCCGGAUGAAAGGAGCAGGUCCCUACGUAAUGCCCUGAACAGGGCCAUUAAAAGCCAGACAAUUCUCCUGCACCGAUCACCCGACACGCAUUCUGGGGACCGAGGUCCCCCCAAUGCGUGCCGAAACUGUGGGUGUGGUCGCGGCAACCGUUUUUAACUGUCCGCGCCCUGCAGGUGAUUGUCCGCAAGCAGACUCCAUCCAAAGGAGAUGCCCCUGAGCAUCAGGGACAUCAGCAUCUAGGAAGCUUGUGCAAUGCAAGCC
Molecule: messenger RNA, 8758 nt
Organism: Chilo suppressalis (striped riceborer)
Lineage: Eukaryota; Metazoa; Arthropoda; Insecta; Lepidoptera; Crambidae
Source: the annotation of a GenBank genome assembly